CGGAGGAGGAGGAGGAUGCUGGGCUGACGAACCAAACGGAACGGAUUAUUUAACGCGCCGCAAAAAUGGCAACGCUUGCAAACAAAAUUAAACAAACGCUACGAAAGUUACAUUAUUAGGAAUUACUCUAUCUGGAGUUAAAUUAUUUAAAGUUUAAAGUGUCUUCAUUGGCAAUACAAAACGACGGGUUAAGUUAAUUUCGACUGUCUAUAUAUAGAUCAUCUGUAUAGGCAAGCACAAUAUUGCAAAUAGGUUAAAUAUCUAAAUAUCUCGAAAUGGGAAAUCAGCCGGGAAAGCUACACACCCAUCCACAGAGUGGUCGACCCAAAAAGAAUGUCCACUGGAAGUCCGCAGAACGACCUUCACCACCUGGCCGACCGAUUCUAACGCCAGUAGCACUUCCGGAACAGCAACCAGAUGUGGUGAAUCUGCGCUGGGAUCGACCACUGCAUGAUGGAGGUUCUCCUAUCACUGGCUACACUGUGGAGCACCGGCGCAUGGGAUCUCCCCAUUGGGUGAGAGCCACGCCCACUCCUGUCGAUCGCUGUGACGUAUGUAUCAGUGGAUUAGAACCAGGAUGGCGUUACCAGUUUCGCUGCUUUGCCGAGAACAUUGUAGGUCGAUCCGAUGCCAGUGAACUGUCCGAUCCACUGACGGUUACGCUUCAGCGAAAUGCUAUUACCGUGCCGCGAUUCAUUGACGAACUGGUGGACACGGAUGCAGUGGAGGACGAACGCAUAGAGUUUCGAGUACGCAUCCUGGGCGAACCGCCGCCAGAAAUCAAUUGGUUCAAAGACGGUUACGAGAUCUUCAGCAGUCGACGCACAAAGAUCGUCAACGAUAAUGACUCCAGUGUUUUAGUGAUCCACCAGGUAGCCCUGACCGACGAGGGCGAGAUCAAAUGCACAGCCACCAAUAGGGCGGGUCAUGUAAUUACCAAAGCCAGAUUAAUGGUGCAAGCACCGCCUAAGAUCCGAUUACCACGCACUUACGAGGAUGGACUGAUCGUUGAGGCGGAUGAAGUGCUGCGCCUCAAAGUGGGCGUGGCCGGACAACCACCGCCGGCAAUUACAUGGCUUCAUGAGGGCGAGGUUAUCCCUCCUGGUGGGCGCUUUGAAAUCACCAACACUGAGAAGAACUCGCUGCUCAAGAUCGACAAUGUUCUGCGGGAGGAUCGCGGAGAAUACAUGGUAAAGGCUUGGAAUCGAUUAGGCGAGGACAGUACAUCAUUUCUGGUCACUGUAACGGCUAGACCCAAUCCCCCCGGUACUCCCAAGUUGAAUAUGUCCUUUGGCAAGUCCGCUACUCUUUCCUGGACGGCUCCACUUGACGAUGGAGGCUGCAAGAUUGGCAACUACAUUGUGGAAUAUUUCCGAGUGGGUUGGAAUGUUUGGCUCAAAGCGGCUACCACACGGGCUCUGACCACUACGCUUCACGAUCUUAUCGAGGGCUCGGAGUACAAGUUUCGGGUGAAGGCAGAGAACCCUUAUGGUCUUAGUGAACCAUCGGGAGAAUCGGAACUUCUCUUCAUCCCAGAUCCCAAGAGGGGGAUCACGAAACCAAAGUCAGCUACCAAGAUUGCAGGGGAUGAAAGGGAUAAACCCAAGGCAGAAGCUGGAACAGUACAGGUCCCACCGCGUCGGAAGACUUUGUCCCCACCUCGUCCCCAUGCAGAUGCCUCAACGGGAAUGUCACCUAAGCAAUCACCCAGUGUAAAACGCAAGCCCAAGCCCCAGCUAGUAGACAACGAGCAACUGACGCAUGAGAUGUCCUACGGAACUUCGGAUCAGGCAUUAAAGAUGGAUGUAAGGAAGAGUCCCUCUUUGAGCAGUGCGGACUUAGCGAACAAGACCACGUCAGAUAGUUCUAAUCCGAAGCUGAAUUUUACCCUGGUGACUACCACUUUGGCGCCGGUGGAGAAGUCUGAACCAUCAUCACCCAAGUCACCAAUUACCUCCCCUUUGAAACUAUUCAAUCCCAAACCAUUGGGAGUUCCAAAGGAUAAGUCACCAGUGCAGCCACGGCCACAGCCCUUGCCCACUCCGCCAAAAGAAAAACCGGAGAAGGCAUCUCCUAACCGCAAGAGAAGUUUAAGUCCACCCAAUAAGAGACAACCACCUCCGCUUCGCAAGAGUCCUACGCCACCGGAACCCAUAAAAGUUACUCCAGCUUUGUUAAGAAGUGCCGAGCCCGUUCAAUUGGGAGUAAAUCAGAAUGUGAGACGUUUCUCUGGACAGACCCUAAGCCCGGCCAGAAAUGUUCCUACUCUGGCGUUGGCAGUAGCUUCUGGGGUGUCAGCUGUAAUUGGUGAGAAGCUUCCCACCAUAGAGAUUAGUGCUCCACCAACGCCACAGGAGGAGGAACCUCCAAUCUCAGAGACAACUCCAUCGCCGGAACCACCUCUAAAGUCCAACGCAAGGCGCUUCUCCAGGUCAACCGACAAACACGAUGAUGUGCACACCAGUAAUGAGUUCAUGCUGGUCGUCUUCGACAAGAACAGCAAGGUCAGGGAUAAGGACAAACAAGAUUCCUUUGAGUUGGACCUGGAGGACGCCAUCCAGCCACCACCCAUCUCGAUUUCAGCACCGGAUUUGGCCUUUCUGGAGUUCACCAACUUGCACACCACUUUCCCCCUGCGCCGUUCUGUCAGUUCCACGGAACUUCUGUAUGAAAGGGCCAUGGCAAGGUUUUAUGAGGCAGUGGAGCUAGAGCAAGCUUCUAAAUCCCGCAAAACGUCACAGGACAAGCUGGCCACUCCAGCUCCUCAUCAAACUCCUGCUAAUCUUCGCAAGCGUCUUGGUUCUAUUUCAGAGGCUGAGCGGUUGUCUUUCGAAAGAAGGAGCGAGCUGCGCCGCCAGUCAGCGGAUAUGGUGUCCAUUUCACGAAAAUGGGAUUCAAGGGAGAAUGUCAGCGAAAUGGGUAACUUGACUCGCAUGCACACCACUGGGCAGCUGACCUUGGAGACACGAAAGGAUCUUAAAGAGCUGGAAGACCAGGAGGAGUUGGAGGAGGAACAUCUGACUGAGAGCACAGCAGAUGAUAGUGAGGAUAUGGAUAUAGAUUUCGAUGAAGAUGUAGAGUAUCCGCCACAGAAGCAUCUGCAGCAGCAAUCUAGCAAUGAUCUUGGUUCGGAUUACACGGAGAGUACUGCAUCCUCAGAGCAGGACUCCAUUGAAAAAUUCAAGAUGGAGUUAUUGGCCCGCACGCGUUCGCCUAGUCCCAGAGAUCUUGAGACCUAUCAUCCGCGUACCAUGGGCGCAGGAACCUUUACGCCAUACAGGGCUCCUACUCCUGAGCAGGCUGCCGUAGUGCUUAACCGUCCAGUACCACUGCCCAGUCCAGAUUUUGUUCCCAAACCGAUCCUUAAGAGGUCCUCUAAUGAGCAUGUGGAGCAGUCUGUUAGUCCUCCCCCGAGUGGAAUUAUAACCGAAAUAAUUCCGAGCAUAGUACCUCCAACUCCAACUGUGACUGCCAGCAAUCCCAGUACUCUAAAAAUGGAUCUGGCCAAGGGAAUCAAAUCAUUUUUCAGCCGGGAUAAGAGAUCAGCUACAGAGAAGAACACUGAGGCAAACGAGGGGAUUUCAAAUCCUCACGAGAAAACGAAUGCAGCUGCCAUUGCGGCGGAUUUGGAGGCCAAGCGAAAAGCUAAGGAAGAAGAGGAGCUGCGUCGCAAGGAGGAGGAACGUCUUAUGCAGGAGGAGGCCCAUGCCGCUGUGGAUCAUUACAGCGAUCUGGUAAGGGAAGUGGGUGGUUCCCACAAAUACCAUACACCCCUCUACCUUGACAGAGAUGAACUGAAACGAGCUGCGGCUAAGGCAGCAGCGGAAACGGACGAGGAGGACAUUCUUUCCCACGCGGAGGAGCUGAAGAAGAGACUGGCGACUGGCGGCAACGAUGACAUGUUUCUGGCGCCUCCAGUAGUCAGGGAACGACGGCUUUCCAUCUCAGAACGAGAGCAACUGGUUCAUGUCCGAGAUGCCGCCAGUAAUCUCGCAAUCCAUCGAUCGCCAGACAGUGCUAAAGUAGAGCAGGAACACGACUCCCCAUCAUACCAACACGAUGAAGAGCCGGAGUACCCCACUGUUCUGGUGGUGCCCCCACCGAAAUCGAAGAACAAAACCGAAUCUGAGACUGAGAGCGUCAUGAGCGAGAUGGUGGAAGCUCGUCCAGAUGCCAGGGGCCGAACUCGUUUAGUAAAGGUAAAGAGGGUGAUUAGACGGAGGGUUCCCUCCAGCACUCGAUCGCGGGAUGCCUCACUGACCAGACCUCAAAUUAUGGAAGUGGAAGGCAACUCGCAGUCAGCCUUAAUCCUCUCCGCUGCAGACAGAGAUCUGAUACAAAAGGCGGCCGCUUUGGCUAUCGUCCAAUCAGAAGAGCAGGCCCACGAGAAGGUUCGCUCGGCCCUCAGCUACUGCACGGAUUUGGUACUCUUCCUGGUCGCCUGCUAUGUGUACUUGUUUAAGGAUGCACGCCUAGUCUUGCCCAUUCUGGGCCUCAUCAUCUAUCGGCAACUGGGUGAGGCUGUGAGGGGCUACGUGCCUGGCUGGCUGCGCCGUAGAAUCAUCGGAGAUGGUAGUUAGACCAACCAGAGCCGAACCCCACCCCCUGCUCAUACUCACAUGCGUUUAUCGGUUAAGUUAGUUUUUAUUACAUACGACUUAUUUAUACGUCUUAAGGUGAAGUUGAAGGUAUCCCCCCGAGUACAUCGUACUAAAUUCUGUAUACGUAAAAUCCUUGCAACUCCUUUUCCGGUUUUCAUUUUAAGAUCCUCAGAUCUAUUCAAGUCUAUUAACCAGUAAUCAUUCAUUGAACUUAUCAUAACUAAUUUAUCUCUAACAUUUCAUUUUGCAAGGAUAAUUGAGCAUAAUCCCCAAAAAACAAAUCAAAACCAUAUAUAUCCCCCCUUUUUAAAUUGCUUUAUGUAUGUAUGUGGAGCUAUAUAAAUCCUUAUGUUAUGAAGUGUUCGUUUGCGGUUCUUUGUGGUCUUUCCGGAUUGUUGGUGAUUCACUUUAAAAAUAAAGCUUAGCAUGUUAUAAAUUCA
Messenger RNA from Drosophila eugracilis, 5041 nucleotides. RefSeq names its product titin homolog (gene MnM). The coding region runs from base 276 to 4580 and encodes 1434 amino acids. The record is from RefSeq and is a predicted model, not a curated record. Gene Ontology annotation, molecular function: protein binding. NCBI's taxonomy places the organism in Eukaryota, Metazoa, Arthropoda, Insecta, Diptera, Drosophilidae. The transcript has 4 exons.